Molecule: messenger RNA, 2728 nt
Organism: Oryzias latipes (Japanese medaka)
Lineage: Eukaryota; Metazoa; Chordata; Actinopteri; Beloniformes; Adrianichthyidae
Gene: nup85
Product: nucleoporin 85
Biological process (GO): positive regulation of DNA-templated transcription; mRNA export from nucleus; protein import into nucleus
Cellular component (GO): nuclear pore outer ring
Molecular function (GO): structural constituent of nuclear pore
Source: RefSeq, a predicted model, not a curated record
CACAUGCACGCGCACGGCAGAAUUUUUCCCUUUUGUUUUUGGUUUAGGUCUAUUAUAUACGAAGGAAAUCUGUUCAUCGUCACGCCGAAGACUAGUAUCAGUGCUGCACGUUUCAUAAAGCGCCCAUAUGAUCGGUAUUAGAUGUACAGCGUGAUAUAUUAGUACUCUCCUUAUUUUAACCCCUCAUUAUAGCCCAGUGGCCAUCUUGGUUUUUCUUUCUUUUUUUGUUACAAUAAAAAACAGGCACCGACUAAACGACAACAUUUACCGAUAUGGCGAUAUAUUUUCUAAGAUAGCUAACUUAUAUAACGUUUUAAUGUAUAUUAACAAUAUGAUACGAUUGUAUCUUCCUGAUUCUGAGAAUAUGUUACACGUUUUCGGAAUAAAAUUACUUCGACUUUUAAAUGUAUAUCGAUUCUAAAGAUAGUGUUAUUUGCUUCAGUCAUGUCAGUUUUCUUGACGUAGAUUAAAAGUAAAAGAAAGUACUGUACUUGCAAAUUUAAAAAAACAAAAAACAAAACAGGCAUUAAGUAGGACAGUCCUACAUUUGACGCAUGCGCGAGAUAGUCGUAGAAAAAGAGAGGCGCGCAAGCGUUGCUAUAUUAUAGCACGUGUUAAAUGGCAUGAUUAAGGUGAAAAAGUUCAUAGUUUGAAAUUUAAAAGGAUCUAAAAAGUUUCAUCCGAUGGAGGAGGUAGACGUUGAACCGACGAUAACCAAUAUUCCUGCACUCAGAAGAGGAAAGCAUAUGGGCUUUGCAUGGGGUCAAGGUAAUAUCUUUGUCUAUGAGACCCUCUUCAAAGCAACAGGUGCAACAGGAUCUGGUUCCCCCUUCAUCCAUGAAGUCCGGAAAGAUGAAGACAUCUACUCUCCUAUUUUGCGCAAACUCUUUAACGAGUCGCAUCACAUUUUUGUUGGCUUGCAAACAAUCAGGGAGGAUCUGCCCAGCAAGAACAAGAAACCUCAGUUUGUCAGCAUCAGUAAAAACUAUAGAUCUGUUAUUCGAGCCUGUAUGGAGGAGCUGCAGCAAGUUGCAGUUUCCACAAAAAACGCAGAGAUGUCCGUACAGUAUGGAAACCAGGUCUCCAUUCUUUUAGCUAUAGAACUGAUCUGGAAUCUGUGUGAAGUCCUUUUCAUCGAUGCUGCUCCUGCCGGCUCGCUCCUGCUUCACCUCCUGGACUGGGUGAGGCUGCACAAGGCUGACGUAGACGAAAAGGCUCGAGACGUGCUGCAGAGUGACAGCCCUGCUGAGCAUCGAGACUACUGGGAUGUGGUGGUGAGUUAUGUGCUGCAGGGCAGGUUGGACGAAGCCAGACAGAUGCUGGGGAAAAAGGCCACCCUAACGCCUGCUGCAAACAACAUCUACAAGAUGAUGGAUAACUUACUCAGCAAGAUGCCUUUUUACAAUCCUGGUGGCACACAGACACUGACAGAGUUUGACGUUAAGUGGAGGCACUGGCAUGAAGAGGUAGACCGCUGCUUGCAGGACAACUCUUUUGCUAGCAACCAACAUCUGGAGGUCAUCUGCAAGAUCCUCCUGGGUGAUGAAGACACUUUACUGGAGCACAAAGACCUCCUGGGAACCUGGUAUCACUUCCUUGUCUCAAGACUGCUGUUCUGUCAUCCCACUGUAAAGCCCACUGAGUUGCACUACUAUGCACAGUCGUGUAUGACCAUGUUUCUGGACUCAAGGAGCGCACCAGAACCUCUGGACAGCAUCUUGCUGGCUGCCUUUGAGUUUGACAUCCAUCAAGUUAUUAAGGACUGCAGCAUCGCUCUCAACAACUGGUGGUUUGUGGCUCAUCUGACAGACCUGCUGGAUCACUGCAAACUCCUCCAGUCUCACAAUCUACACUUUGGUUCCAAUUUAAGAGAAUUCCUCCUGUUGGAAUAUGCCUCUGGCCUCUUCACUCAUCACAGUCUGUGGCAGUUGGCUGUGGAUUACUUCGAUCACUGCCUCGAGUUUGGUCGUGUCUACCUUGAGCUCCAGAUUGAGCGCGUUCCCUUAGACACGGAGCGGAAAGCACUGAAGGUCCUCCGCAUUUGUGAACAGAGGCAGAUGUCGGAGCAAGUACGGAGUAUCUGUAAAAUCAUGGCCAUGAGGGCCUUAAGAAACAACAGACUUGGCUCCGCCCUUUCCUGGAGCAUCAGAGCCAAAGAUGCAGCGUUUGCCACCCUCAUCUCUGAAAGAUUUUUACAGGAUUACUGCGCCAAAGGGACCUUUUCUGAUCUGGAUUUGAUCGACAACUUGGGUCCAGCCAUGCUGCUAAGCGACAGGCUGACUUUUCUUGGGAAGUACCGCGAGUUUCACAAGCUUUACGGGGAGAAGCGCUUCAAGGAGGCUGCAAAGCUGCUCCUCUCCCUCAUGACGGCCAAGAUUGCUCCUCGGAGCUUCUGGAUGACCUUGCUGACUGAUGCGCUGCCUCUGCUGGAGCAGAAAGAGGUGAUCUUCUCAGCGGACCAAACCUAUGAGUUGAUGUUCUGUUUAGAGGAGCUCACUUCCUCACUGAACACUCCAUCUUCAGACUCGGACAAAUCCAUGCAGGAGGAAGAUGUAGAGUUGACCAAAGUGGAGCUCCUGAGACUCGCGCUAUCAAGAAACUUGGCAAUGGCCAUAGUCAAAGAGGGAACGGUGGAAACAUGAAGUACACCCCCUCAUUCUUUUCCAUGAUGUACAUAAAAUCCAAUAACUUUUGUGACUUUUGAUAAUAAAAAAAUUCUCAACCUAAA